CAUGCAAAGAUAAGGCAAAGUGUACUGUUGCACCACAAGCUUUCAAGGAGAACCUUCAGACAGCAAGCAAUAAAGGAAGACCUAUUGAAAGCCUGUCAAAACAACACAGAGGAGGUAGAUCUGUCACGAUGAGCACUGCAGGGAAAGUAAGUAGACUAGCACUUACAACAUGGCUUGUUGAACCCAGAGAUGCAUAAGAAAGAAAGAAAGAAAGAAAGAAAGGAAGAAAGGAAGAAAGAAAGAAAGCUGUACUUUGACCAGGUCAUCAAAUGCAAAGCAGCUAUUUGCCUAGAGGUUAAUAAACCAUUUAGCAUUGUUGAAAUAGAAGUGGCGCCACCAAAGGCACAGGAAGUUCGCAUUAAGAUUUUGGCUACAGGAAUCUGUCGCUCAGAUGAUCAUGCUGUCAAUGGCUCACUCUAUGCACCUUUCCCCAUUAUUCUUGGUCAUGAAGCAGCUGGGGUUGUGGAGAGUGUUGGGGAAGGAGUUACCAGCGUGAAACCAGGAGACAAAGUCAUCCCACUCUUUGUCCCCCAGUGUGGCGAAUGCAACACUUGCUUACAUCCGAGAGGCAACCUGUGUACCCGUCAUAACUUCGCAGAUGGUCGUGGAUUGAUGCCAGAUGGCACCAGUAGAUUCACAUACAAGGGGAAGGCGGUGCACCACUUUGCCUGUACCAGCACCUUCACUGAAUAUACUGUGGUGCAUGAGAGUGCCGUUGCCAAAAUCGAUGCUGCAGCUCCUCCAGAAAAAAUUUGCCUGAUUGGCUGUGGAUUUUCUACUGGUUACGGGUCUGCCGUUAAAACUGCACAGGUGGAGCCUGGUUCUACCUGUGCUGUUUUUGGUUUGGGCGGAGUCGGUCUUUCCGUAGUCAUGGGCUGCAAGGCUGCAGGAGCUUCCCGAAUCAUUGGAGUAGACAUCAACAAGGAUAAAUUUGCCAAAGCCAAAGAGCUGGGCGUCACUGAUUGCGUCAACCCAAAGGAUUUCGAUAAGCCCAUUCAGGACGUACUCAUUGAAAUGACCAAGGGUGGUGUUGACUAUUCCUUUGAAGUGAUUGGGCGCACUGAAACUAUGACGGCUGCCCUGGCUUCGUGCCACAUGAAUUAUGGAACCAGUGUGAUAGUGGGAUUGGCACCGUCAGCAUCCCAGAUCACCUUUCACCCAAUGCUUCUCUUCACUGGCCGGACUUGGAAAGGAGCUGUGUUUGGAAGCUGGAAGAGCAAAGAGGCUGUUCCUAAACUGGUUUCAGAUUUCAUGGCAAAAAAGUUCACUCUUGAUCCGUUAAUUACCCACACUUUACCUUUUGAUAAAAUAAAUGAAGGGUUUGAACUGCUCAGAACAGGAAAAAGCAUUCGCACUGUCCUACUAUUUUGAAGUCCAUGCUGAGUGAGGAAAAAUACACCAGAAAGACCUUUGGCAACUGAACUGCCUUGAUCAAUGGAUUGCAUUUUGUAUAACAGGGAAUCUGUGGAAAUGACUGGACUCUGCCGCAUGUUCCAAUUUCACAGCAAUAUUGCCUCAUUCACAUUUAGUUGAUGUAUAACAGAAGACAACUGUAAAUUCAAGGUGUUUCUUAUGAUUAAACAUUUCUGUAAUGAUGUAAAAAUGCAGAGAAGGAGCACAAAGAAAAGAAUCCAUUAAUUCCACCAUGGGGAAAAAAAAUAGGAAUAAUCAGCAUAAUGUUGAAAUGGUUCCAGCAAACAAUUUGGUACCUUUUUACGUUAUUGUUAGCAGUUUGUAAUAACGGUUGCAAAUUUGUAAUAAAGCUUUCUCUCUUAAAAUCUCA
Sphaerodactylus townsendi is the source of this 1783-nucleotide messenger RNA. Its product is annotated as alcohol dehydrogenase 1-like. Gene Ontology annotation, biological process: retinol metabolic process; retinoic acid metabolic process. Gene Ontology annotation, molecular function: all-trans-retinol dehydrogenase (NAD+) activity; zinc ion binding. Bases 190 to 1371 code for a protein of 393 amino acids. Gene Ontology annotation, cellular component: cytosol. The record is from RefSeq and is a predicted model, not a curated record. The transcript has 9 exons. Lineage: Eukaryota; Metazoa; Chordata; Lepidosauria; Squamata; Sphaerodactylidae.